Messenger RNA from Schizophyllum commune H4-8, 1367 nucleotides. RefSeq lists its product as uncharacterized. Bases 73 to 1266 code for a protein of 397 amino acids. The transcript is spliced from 4 exons. The record is from RefSeq and is a predicted model, not a curated record. NCBI's taxonomy places the organism in Eukaryota, Fungi, Basidiomycota, Agaricomycetes, Agaricales, Schizophyllaceae.
CAUCACUAGGCGCCACUUUGCCCUGAACGCUCAUCGCUCCAUUUUCGCGAUCGACAGCUUAUUGGAGCUACUAUGCCUUCUAUACCAUCUGCCGACAUCUCUACUCGCAGGGUGUUGAAGAAUUGCCCUGUUGUGAAGCAUCGCAUUUUGUCGUUAGACGCUGGCCAAUUUUGCCGACAGAUCAACCAUUUUGAGUACUACUGGGGUCUACAGAAGGGCGAGCUCAAUCUUGACACGCCGCUAAAUCACAUUGAACUCCGCUCAGAUAUGUCGGAAAAACUGACAGUUGGCGACUGGGCUCUUGUACCAACACCGGAAACGCUGCGAUCGAUGCUGCGGUUUGCCAAAUACAAUGCGAAAGCCUCCUUGCACGCCCGCAAGCAUUACCUCACGGUCUUUCCCGCGAAGGAGUAUGAAUAUGAAGUGGUCCCCCUCUAUAUGUUGAAAGGAAGGUCCCCUACGCUAUAUGUUCACGGCGACCCGCGCGUCAAGAUGUUUCGUGCGCCGUACAAGGGUCUCCCUCGCAUCAGGUCUUCCGCGCACCCAUUUUUCGUCGCUUGGGUCGCUUGCGAUCUCUUAGACCUGCAAGCGCCUCUCGUCAUGUCCAUCGAAGAAUCAGAGGCGCUUAGGAAUCCUGUCGGCGACAUCAUCGAUUACUGGUACAAUGAGCCCCCAGAGACCUUUCUCAUUGGCCCGGACGUCUGGAAUCAGCACCGCCAUCCUCUUAGCGACGACGGUCAGGACGCCGACGCUGCUCUGCGUAGCUCGCACAAGGCGAACGUCCCUGCCUCGAACGUGCGGAAGACAACCCGCGCUCCCUGCCGCCAGCCGAAGGCCACCACCAGGGCCAAGCCGUAUGCGAGAUACGACACGCGCCGUGUAGCCGAUAGAGGUUCUGCCCUCCCUCGGCCUGGCAUCCAAUCGGAGGAGCGGCCCGCGGGUCACAUCGCUUACGACCUCUCCGACCUACGCACAUGGAACGACCGCGCUAGGGCUGAGUCGACGUCUCCCUCCCUGAUAUGGUCCGAGACGUGGCUCGACGAGGAGUCCGCUUCCGACGCCAUUCUCGCGCAGUAUCGCCGCGAGAGUGUUCGCGAUGCCGAGGAUGCGCUGCACCCGCAGAGCACCAUCAACGGUGGCGGCCUAGUCUACGGCGAGGGCCAGGACAGGUCGCGCUUCUCCAGCAAUAACUGGGCGAUGCGGGCGACCGGAGCCUGCCUAUGGACGCUGGGUAACCCCCGCGACGGUAUCAAGUGCCUCCAGUGAUGGACUUGGCGCAGAUUCACCGCGAAAAGCCCACAAACGAUGACUCGUGUGUGGGAUCGGCGACGCUGGUGGCUGCAAUGUGCAUAGCUCGCGACCUCCCC